Molecule: messenger RNA, 4282 nt
Organism: Pecten maximus
Lineage: Eukaryota; Metazoa; Mollusca; Bivalvia; Pectinida; Pectinidae
Product: metal tolerance protein 5-like
Exons: 10
Coding region: 606-1553 (315 amino acids)
Biological process (GO): transmembrane transport; monoatomic cation transport
Cellular component (GO): membrane
Molecular function (GO): monoatomic cation transmembrane transporter activity
Source: RefSeq, a predicted model, not a curated record
CAUCCUAGGAUAUAAAUGUGUCUGCUCGCAGGCUUAUUUAACAAGGUCAAGUUCAUAUUGUUUAUCAGAACAGGACGUCCUAGGAACCUUCUCGUAGUAACGGUACAGGGUAUCCGGUCGACCAUGUGAUAUUGAGAAAAUGUCUAAGUUUAAAGAUGAUUGUGAUAUUAACGCCCGUGACCAGGAUGUUAAAGUCCCACUACGCAGACGGAUGUCAUCAGGAGACCUACCUUUGAUGACUUUACCUGGAUGGGCGAAUGAAAUUCCUUUGAAAACAUUAGUUCCGACACCUGAUGAUCUACUGACCCCAGAAGAAAGUUUUUAUAUCGGAAGAGUCAGUUGUUCAGCCCACUCGUCCGUCUGUAAGGAUGACGGGACGGAAAGUCGACACCACAUCAGGUUGACGGAGGUAGCUCCCUCGAAACAGCAGUAUAAUUGGAGGAAAUAAUCAUGACGCCUGGAAACCCUCUCUUCGCCUUUUUACCUCAAAAAAGCAAAGUCACAAUCUUGAUAAGUCAUGCUCGAAACGUAUACGAUCAUACUACAAGGCUCAAGAUGAGUUGAUCGAGGCGUACGAAGAGAUCCAGUUGGAAAUAGAUGAUGACAUGGCUAAUGCUGAAGCUGUGACAGUACUCCGCCGUAAAGCAGUGUUCUACGCCAAGCUAAGUCUAUUUACCAACGUGCUCUUGUUUGUGGCCAAGGCGAUAGCGUCUGUCCUAUCAGGCUCCAUAUCCAUCAUUUCCAGUCUAGUGGACAGCAGUGUUGACCUAGCUGCAGGGCUUGUUAUCUGGAUCACAGCUAGAAUGGUUCAACGAAGAGACCCAUAUGUUUACCCCCAAGGUCGGACAAAACUGGAGCCCAUUUCCAUCAUCAUUCUUUCCGUGAUUAUGAGUUUUGCUUCUGUUCAAUUAAUCCGUGAAUCUGUGGAAAAGAUAUUCGCUUUAUAUGAUCACGGUAGCGACCCACCAACGGUUGACAUCCCUACCAUAGUCAUCACAUUGUCAGCUGUAGUAUCGAAGCUGGUAUUGUUCCUUCUUUGCCGCCGUAUUCGCAGUCCUAGCGUUCAGGCCUUGGCCCAGGACCACAGAAAUGACAUUGUCUCCAAUAGCUUUGCUAUAAUCUUCGGCUACCUAGGUUCUACUCAACUUUUGAACAAGACUGGAGAAUAUGGCUUGGUGUACAUGGACCCUAUAGGAGCUAUGGUCAUUUCUAUAUACAUCAUAAUUAGCUGGUGCAUAACCGGAUACACUCAAAUAAAGCAUCUUACAGGCCACACAGCCAAGCCAGAUUUUCUGAAGAAGUUGACGUGGAUUUGUGUUAACCACCAUCACAAGGUGUUGUUUGUUGACACGGUCAGGGCUUUCCACUUCGGCAGCAAUUUCCUAGUUGAAGUGGACAUCGUGCUUCCGGAAGAAAUGAAAUUGGUCGAAGCGCAUGACAUCGGAGAAGCGCUUCAAAAGAAGUUGGAGCGUUUGUCAGACGUAGAGAGAGCAUUUGUUCAUUUGGAUUACGAAUACGAGCACAAGCCGUCCAGUGAACAUAAAACAGUCUAGGUCCUGAAGAGAAGACUUUUAACAUAAUUUGUUCAAUAUGCUUGUGGUGUGCAUUUAGGGGUAUUUACACUUUUGUUUAAUUUUACAAUAUUAUCACAAAUCUCCUUUGAUGAUUUUAAUUCUAUUGCAUUUGGGUAAUAAUUUACAUAUCAAAUACAUGCAUAUAUUGCUAUGUAAAUAUUUAUUUCAUGAAAUUUAUUUCUGAAUUUUAAUUUGUAGUAGUUUAUUGUACUGUCGUUCUUAGUAUUAUUUUCACAUUAUAUCUUAUUGUUAUAUUUACCCGUCGAAAGUUCAAGUAGUGCAAAGAUAAUUUAAAAUAACGAUUAUACUUCAUUCCUGUUAGUACGUUGAUUGCAUUUUCUUUCCAAUUGCUGUUUAUUUCUAAGCUUUUUUUUAUGAAUAUCCGCCCUCAUAUUAACCCUGGUUGUUGCAGAGGCGUUAUACCCCAUAGGAAACACAAACUAUUACUUGCAUCGACACGUAUGAAAACAACAGAGAAUACCAAUAUAGUAACGAAAAAGCAUUUUUUAACUCAAAAUCGAUAAACCAGAACACAAUAUGAAUAACAAAAAUAUAUAUUUUCAUGGAGACCCAUGGAGCACAAUGAGAAUACAACCAGGUGUUCCGACGGGUAAGCGUCUUCUGCUUCAUCACUACACCCGCCAUACAAAUCUUGCUCACGGCGACACCCGCCAUACAAAUCUAGGUCAAAUCAACGACACCCGCCAUACAAAUCUAGGUCAAAUCAAGGUUAAUUCAUAAAUAGUUGUGUCAGCGUUAGGUGGUGUCACCCGAUGUUUUGAAAUGCCUUUUGACCUAUCGUAAGGUUUUUUACGUCACCUCCUUGGCAUAAAAAAAUAGUUUGUUUUGCAUCACUGAAAAAUAUUGUGUGAUGCAGUUUUAUUUUUGGCUGAAGUGUAUCUCCAUUUGUAUUGGAAGGAUUCAAGGGAGCUCAUACAUUGUUUGUCUUUUGUAGAGUACCUUCGAUAUACAAUUUUGUAUAUGUCAGCAAAAGCUUUGUUUCUCUGCAUCAAACGUCAAGGCCAUAAGUACAUCCUCAUAACAGCGUGCUGUAAUAAGUACGUACUUUUUAUCACACAGAUGUCAUUGAUGUUAAAUGUCGCAUUAGUUUAAACGCACUGCUGCUUUGGUUGCUCAAAUUUUAGUUCAAUGUUGAAUUGAUGCACCAAUAAUAAUUGUUGUAGAAACAAUUUAGCAGAAGUUGCAAUCUGUGCAAUGAUAAUUUAUUUGAAUGUUUUCAGUGCGAAAUAAGGUUAUCGCAAGGUUAAUGUUUUUUUACAGUAAGAACGACUUCAAAUAAGAUACGGAAUGUGAGUGUGCCUUAGGAAGGAUAUGCUGCAUUUAUACUGGAAUAAAAAAAGUCAAAAUCUAUCAUAUGUUUAAAAAUUGCAUGUUUUAUCUUUUUAAGUAUUAAAAUAAAUAAGAGGUACAGCUAAUUAGCUACUUAUUAUAUUUAUUAUAUAUGUUACUUUUUAAUUAGUUUUAAUAAUAUUUUUAUUGAAAAUAAUUAUUUUGAAUUUGAUUGUUGUUUAUAUAAUAAUGUUGAUAUGCCUCGAAGGGUCUAUUUUGCAUUCCUGUUUUAUUACAGUUACGUUUAUAUUGUGCUAUUGUUAGAAAUUCAAAGCCUUAACCUAACAAUAUCGUAUUAUCAGUAGUUUAGGUGCAUCGUACAUGAGUAUUGUAGGGAAUCGUUCUCUGUUUGGUAUUGGUGCUAGACAAUUAUUUAAGGCGUUCCACUGAUACAUGUAGUUAACUGGUUUCCACUGAUACAUGUAAUUAACUGGUUUCCACUGAUACAUGUAAUUAACUGGUUUCCACUGAUACAUGUAAUUAACUGGUUUCCACUGAUACAUGUAAUUAACUGGUUUCCACUGAUACAUGUAAUUAACCUGUUUCCACUGAUACAUGUAAUUAACUGGUUAUGAUAUUUUUUGUAGCCCUAAAUUCCUUUGAUUCACAUUUUACAUCUAUAUAUGGAUAUUAAUUAAAUGUUUAAAAAUUACGAACACUAGGCAAUUAUGAGGUUUGAAUCUGUUUGGUUAGUUUGCUUACUGAUUAGAAAAAGCAAAUUCAAAUACAUGCAAAUAGCGUUUAUACUAUACACAUAUAUAUGGACAUUUUUGAUAUAUUUUAAGAGGUCGUAACCAACCAACAAACUAAGAUAGCAAAACACUUAUACAGCAGCAACAACACACGUCUUGGCCAUGCAAUUUGCUAUUGUACAGUAUAUACUUAGUCGCGGUUGAAUACACCAGGUAAUAAAACAUGAUUCUCUUUUGUCAAAUGUAAUGGAAUUUUAAUUAUAACAUUUGCUUAUUCUUCACAGGGAAGCAUUGAUUCACAUGAUAAGAAGAUGAGUUGGAUAAGUAAGUCAUAUUUUACGAAUAAAUAUUUUACGAAGUAAUAUUUGACGAAUUUAUUCAGCAAUUUUGCAUGUAUUCAUAUCACUAUUAAAAUGGAUGUAGAGCUAUCUCAACACACGCUUACUGUAAACGUACUUUGUUUCGCGCGCUAAAUCUAUUUCAUAUGGAAACAGAGUAUAUAAAGUGCAAUCAGCGCAAUCAUAAUUUAGUGUAAUACUUAAAGCGGGAAGAGCGCUAGAAUAAGAUUAAAAUAUGUACGAUAACAGUAUAUAUUGAUGUUGAUUAUAACUUGUUAUACUGUCAAAACUGAAAGUAUGCAUUAAUCCUAUUAAAAUUGAGACCAUU